This is a messenger RNA of Pyrus x bretschneideri (Chinese white pear), 1322 nucleotides long. Its product is annotated as universal stress protein PHOS32. The record is from RefSeq and is a predicted model, not a curated record. The coding region runs from base 415 to 1131 and encodes 238 amino acids. The transcript has 3 exons. Lineage: Eukaryota; Viridiplantae; Streptophyta; Magnoliopsida; Rosales; Rosaceae.
GACUUGUUCUCUCGUCAUACAAGCGUACUCUACUAAAUUCGGAUUUAUAUAUCUAUGCAUGUUAUACGUAUCUAGUAAUUUAGGUGAUGGGCACCCUGUAUGAAAAAGUAUAAAUAUCGUACCAUUCCUUUUUUUUUGGGAAAUUAGUCAAACUCCCAGCUACUGGUUUUCUUCUAGCGUGGGAUGUAUGGGACCAAAUAACUAUAUAUGAAAGGAAGCCUACAAAUUAAUUCAUGGAAAGCACGUUCAAGAAGUGGCCUACCACAUAGAAAAACAAAACAAAUAAACAAAACAAGGAACAAAUGCCCUUGAAAAAACAAAAGGUUAAUUCCAAGUCUAGGCCUAAUUAUUUGUAUAUAAUAUACAUGCAUAGCCAGCCAUUUUUCCCACCGGCAAAACCAAUAUUAUCAACAAAUGAGCAGGAAAUAUGCAAGACUGUGUGGUGCCCGGCCGACUGUUUGUCUUCCAAUCCUUUCACUGUCUCUCAGGUCGAAACGCAAGUCUAGACGGCGUUCCGGUUCCGUCGAAGCUACUACUGAUUAUAACAGCACAAAGUUCUUGAAGAAUAUUAGCAGCAGGGGGGAUGACGACUUGGGUAGUACUGCAGAAGAUGUGAAAAAUGGGAACAAGAUAAUGGUUGUUGUGGAUUCAAGCCUUGAAGCUAAGGGAGCUCUCGAAUGGGCACUAUCCCACACUGUGCAACCCCAGGACACCAUUGUUCUUCUUCAUGUAGCUAAACCCUCCAAACAAGAAGGUGCAGACUCAAAUGGGAGCACUAAUUUAAGGGACUUUGAACUGCUUCGCUCGAUGAAAAAUGUGUGCCAAAGGAAAAGGCCUGGGGUGGAAGUGGAGGUAGCAUUGCUUGAAGGGAAAGAAAAGGGCCCAAUAAUAGUGGAAGAAGCAAAGAGACAAAGGGUGUCCCUACUUGUUCUUGGCCAAAAAAGAAAGAGGUCGACGUGGUGGCAGCUAAUCAAGAGGUGGACAAGGAGCAGAUCAUCAGGGGAGGUUUUUGUGGAAUACUGCAUUCAAAAUUCUGCAUGCAUGACGAUUGCUGUGAGGAGAAAGAGCAAGAAAUUGGGAGGUUACUUGAUCACCACUAAGCUUCACAAGAAUUUCUGGCUUCUAGCUUGAUUGAAAUGUGUGCAAAUCACAGUUUGACGUGUGCACAAAUUUUUUUUAUACUGAAAUUCAAGAAAAUAUUUUUGCAUACAUGUCAAAUUCUGAUUGGAAAUGAUUUCCACACACUUAUUUGCUUGUCCAUGCACACUCUUGUUUUUUUCUCGCAUUUUGAUGUAAUAAGUCAAACGAGAAUUGAGAGACAA